GAGUUUGAUCCUUCCGAUGGGACUUUUGCCCAUGCAAAACACACUAUGCGGAGCUUGAAGGCCCUCCUUGCCAUCUCGCCGGGCCCCUUGGUGCUCGGGAGACUCGAGCAAUCGCUGGAAAAAGCCUUCAUCCCAUCAGACAAGCCCCGCAUCCUGUGCCGCUACAGCCGGUUCCGAGAGCGAAUCCCCCCAGCGAAAACAACCCAUCACACACAAACACCACACAACAACUUUGCAUGCGAUUCCCCCGGACAAUCAAGAUCGUUCGUCAUCUCCACCUGGACGGUCCGCCUCGGUCAAAAUCCAUUUAGUGGUGCGGGACUUCGCCGCGAUGGGAAGGUCGCCCCAAGAAAGAAUAUAUAACCAAAGAGCGCCACUCGCUCAUUGGACUUCUGCCUCCCGUCCGCUGGUUUUCGUACCCAGCACGAUGGAAGCCAUACCUUGAACGAACCAGCCUUGCUAGGCGAAGAAACUGUGAGGAAAAGCCAAGCCAAGAAAGUUGACAGCACCAUGGCGCUCGAUGAGAAACCCGCGGACAUUGAGUGUCUUGCCCCCAGCGUAUCUGACCACGUGGGGAGUCGCAACAACUCUCGAGGGGAGCAAGGAGACGUUGAAAAGGCGCUGUCGCCGUUUGAAGAGAAGGAUGUCACAACCACCACAGUGGAAACGACGGUCGAUCCGGACGUGGUGGGCUGGGAUGGGCCGAAUGACCCAGAAAACCCAUUGAACUGGCCUGCGCGCAAAAAAUGGACCAACGUUGCUCUAUUGUCCCUAAUAACGCUGUUGACGCCUUUUGGCUCGUCCAUGUUUGCACCCGCUGUACCUCAGGUGAUGCAAGACUUCCACUCCAACAGUGAAGACCUGGCAUCGUUCUCGGUAUCCGUCUACGUGCUCGGGUAUGCUUUCGGUCCACUGGUUAUUGCUCCGAUGAGCGAGUUGUACGGGCGACUGCCGGUUUACCAUGUCAACACAUUCCUCUUCAUGGUGUUCACUUUCGCCUGCGGCAAGUCGACAAACUUGUCUAUGCUGAUUGUUUUUCGAUUCUUUGCGGGUUUGGCGGGCUCUUGUCCCUUGACUGUCGGAUCUGGUUCUAUCGCAGACACCUUCCGACAAGACCAGCGCGGAAAAGUCAUGAGUAUUUGGACUUUCCCAAUCUUGUUUGGACCAAGUCUGGGUCCCGUUGUGGGAUCAUAUCUCUCUGAAGCGGCUGGGUGGCAGUGGGACUUCUAUCUUCUCGCCAUAUGUACCGCGGCAGUGUUCGCAGUAGCACUUAUCGUCCAAAGAGAAACGUACCCGCCUAUUCUUCUGGAGAGAAAAGUCAGGCGACUCCGAAAGGAAACAGGGAACGACAAGCUCCGGACCGCGCUUCAAUCCUCCAGGACUCCAGCACAAUUGUUUUUCCUGAGCGUGAUCCGCCCAACCAAGAUGUUAUUUCUGUCCCCAAUCAUAUUCUGUCUUUCUCUAUACAUUGCGGUGGUGUACGGGUAUCUUUAUUUGUUGUUCACCACCAUGACGUUCAUCUUCCAUGAUCAAUACGGCAUCAGUUCAAGUAGUGUCGGCCUUGUCUAUUUGGGCAUCGGUGCCGGUCAGUUCGUUGGACUGUUAAUAUUCGGGGCAUAUUCCGAUAAGCUGUUGAAGAAGCUUGCUAAGAAUGGCGAGAUGAAGCCCGAGUACCGCUUGCCACUGCUUUGGCCCGGCGCGGUCGCUGUGCCUGUUGGCCUCUUUUUGUACGGCUGGAGUGCGCAGUACAAAGUGCAUUGGAUGGUUCCGAUCCUGGGGACGUUUAUGUUGGGGGUUGGGAUGACUGGAACAUUCAUGGCACUGUCCAUUUAUCUGGUUGAUGCCUACACUCUUUAUGCUGCAAGCGCAAUGGCGGCUAACACAGUUCUCCGCAGCCUGGGGGGUGCAUUUCUCCCUCUGGCUGGGCGAGGCAUGUACAAUACAUUAGGGCUCGGAUGGGGAAACAGCUUACUUGCAUUCAUCUCAUUGGGCAUGUCGCCGAUGAUCUGGGUUUUCUUGAAGUACGGCGAGAGAAUCAGGACCCAUCCAAAGUUCCAGCUAAAUCUGUGAGAGCAUUUUCGGGGAUAUAUACACGGCUUGCUAGCUUGGACAGCGGGUAUACACAGGUAGAUUUCAAAAUGGUUUGCUAAAUAUAUAUGUCUGUU
Messenger RNA from Cladophialophora immunda, 2165 nucleotides. RefSeq lists its product as uncharacterized. Gene Ontology annotation, molecular function: transmembrane transporter activity. Gene Ontology annotation, biological process: transmembrane transport. NCBI's taxonomy places the organism in Eukaryota, Fungi, Ascomycota, Eurotiomycetes, Chaetothyriales, Herpotrichiellaceae. The record is from RefSeq and is a predicted model, not a curated record. The coding region runs from base 511 to 2070 and encodes 519 amino acids. The transcript has 6 exons.